AUGACAGUCUUAGGGCCCCCUAGAAGUUGGAACUGCCAGUGGUUGCCACUCCUGAUGCUGCUGCUGCUGAGCACAAGCCGUGAGCCAGGGGUGGCAGGCGUGACACACUACAAAGCCGGCGACCCUGUCAUUCUGUAUGUCAACAAAGUGGGACCCUACCAUAACCCUCAGGAGACUUACCACUACUAUCAGCUUCCAGUCUGCUGCCCUGAGAAGAUACGGCACAAAAGCCUUAGCCUCGGUGAAGUGCUGGAUGGUGACAGAAUGGCUGAGUCUUUGUAUGAGAUUCGCUUUCGAGAGAAUGUGGAAAAGAGAAUUCUGUGCCACAUGCAGCUCAGUUCUGCACAGGUGGAACAGCUGCGCCAGGCCAUCGAGGAAUUGUACUAUUUUGAAUUUGUGGUGGACGACUUGCCACUCCGUGGCUUUGUGGGCUACAUGGAGGAGAGUGGCUUCCUGCCUCACAGCCACAAGAUAGGACUCUGGACCCAUUUGGAUUUUCACCUGGAAUUCCAUGGAGAUCGAAUUAUAUUUGCCAAUGUCUCAGUGCGGGACGUAAAGCCCCACAGUUUAGAUGGGUUACGACCUGAUGAGCUCCUAGGCCUCACCCACACUUACAGCGUGCGCUGGUCUGAGACUUCCGUGGAGCGUCGGAGUGACAGGCGCCGUGGUGAUGACGGUGGUUUCUUCCCCCGGACACUGGAAAUCCAUUGGUUAUCCAUCAUUAAUUCCAUGGUGCUUGUGUUUUUACUGGUGGGUUUCGUGGCUGUCAUUCUCAUGCGUGUGCUUCGGAAUGACCUGGCUCGGUACAACUUGGAUGAGGAGACAACCUCUGCAGGUUCUGGUGAUGACUUUGACCAAGGUGACAAUGGCUGGAAAAUCAUCCAUACAGAUGUCUUCCGUUUCCCUCCAUACCGUGGUCUGCUCUGCGCUGUGCUUGGUGUGGGUGCCCAGUUCCUGGCCCUUGGCACUGGCAUUAUUGUCAUGGCACUGCUUGGCAUGUUCAAUGUGCACCAUCACGGGGCCAUUAACUCAGCAGCCAUCCUGUUGUAUGCCUUGACCUGCUGCAUCUCUGGCUAUGUGUCCAGCCGCUUCUACCGGCAGAUCGGAGGCAAGCGUUGGGUGUGGAACAUCAUUCUUACCACCAGUCUCUUCUCUGUGCCUUUCUUCCUGACCUGGAGCGUGGUGAACUCAGUACACUGGGCCAAUGGUUCGACACAGGCUUUGCCAGUCACCACCAUCCUGCUGCUUCUGACGGUUUGGCUGCUGGUGGGCUUUCCCCUCACCGUCAUUGGCGGUAUCUUCGGGAAGAACAAUGCUAACCCCUUUGAUGCACCUUGUCGCACCAAGAAUAUCGCCAGGGAAAUCCCGCCUCAGCCCUGGUACAAGUCUACUCUCAUACACAUGACUGUUGGAGGCUUCCUGCCUUUCAGUGCCAUCUCUGUGGAGCUGUACUACAUCUUUGCCACAGUAUGGGGUCGGGAGCAGUACACUUUGUAUGGCAUCCUCUUCUUUGUCUUUGCCAUCCUGCUGAGUGUGGGGGCUUGCAUCUCCAUUGCGCUCACCUACUUCCAGUUGUCAGGGGAGGAUUACCGCUGGUGGUGGCGAUCUGUACUGAGUGUUGGCUCCACGGGGCUCUUCAUCUUCCUCUACUCAGUCUUCUACUAUGCCAGGCGCUCCAACAUGUCAGGGGCGGUACAGACAGUGGAGUUCUUUGGCUACUCCUUACUCACUGGUUACAUCUUCUUCCUCAUGCUGGGCACCAUCUCCUUUUUUUCUUCCCUAAAGUUCAUCCGUUAUAUCUAUGUUAACCUCAAAAUGGACUAG
This is a messenger RNA of Pipistrellus nathusii (Nathusius's pipistrelle), 1824 nucleotides long. Lineage: Eukaryota; Metazoa; Chordata; Mammalia; Chiroptera; Vespertilionidae. The record is from the annotation of a GenBank genome assembly.